UCUCUCUCACACACACACACACACACAUUAAUGAGCACAGUUCAGUGUCAACUCACUGACCGUUGAUAUAUCUACAGCUAUGAGCUCAUCAGAAUAUAAUACUCUUAUUUCUUAGAUCUCAUGUUCUUCAAGAUUCUUCCUACCAUUUCGUGAAAAAACCGAAAACCCCACUUCAAAAUACGAUCAUGCACCACUAGUUUCUAAUCACUACUUCGCAUUUCACCCUCUAAUUUGAAGUGGGUUCUUCGAUUGUGAUUGAUUCCUAGCUAGCAAUUAGCUGCUACUCUGUUUUUUUUUUUUGAAAGACUCCAUUUUUUUUGGUCGGAAGAAAUGGCGGAGGCGGCCGACGGGAAAGCAAUGCCGGAGUCGCCGGAGAAGAAGAAAGAACAGAGCCUACCAUUCUAUCAGCUGUUUUCAUUUGCUGAUAAAUAUGAUUUAAUAUUGAUGACAACCGGCAGCCUCGGCGCCAUUAUUCACGGCUCUUCAAUGCCGGUUUUCUUUCUGCUCUUUGGUGAAAUGGUCAAUGGCUUUGGUAAAAACCAAAUGGAUUUGCACAAGAUGACAAAUGAAGUUGCCAAGUAUGCUCUGUAUUUCGUCUACCUUGGACUGGUCGUAUGCUUUUCAUCUUACGCAGAGAUUGCAUGUUGGAUGUACACCGGAGAGAGACAAGUUGGUACGUUGAGGAAGAAAUAUUUGGAGGCCGUAUUGAAACAAGACGUUGGUUUCUUUGACACAGAUGCAAGAACUGGGGAUAUUGUUUUCAGCGUCUCCACUGAUACUCUCCUUGUUCAAGAUGCCAUCAGUGAGAAGGUUGGUAAUUUCAUUCAUUAUCUAUCGACUUUCUUGGCCGGAUUGGUGGUCGGUUUUGUGUCGGCAUGGAGGCUAGCCCUCCUGAGUGUGGCUGUGAUUCCUGGGAUCGCCUUUGCCGGUGGUUUAUACGCUUAUACCCUCACCGGACUCACUUCAAAGAGCCGUGAAUCGUACGCUAAUGCCGGUAUAAUUGCCGAGCAGUCGAUUGCACAAGUUAGGACAGUAUACUCGUAUGUCGGAGAAACAAAAACCCUCGGUGCGUAUUCGGAUUUAAUACAGAACACACUAAAGCUAGGAUACAAGGCUGGAAUGGCUAAAGGUCUUGGUUUAGGAUGUACUUACGGCAUAGCAUGCAUGUCGUGGGCCCUCGUUUUCUGGUAUGCGGGUGUUUUCAUCAGAAACGGACAGACAGAUGGCGGCAAGGCAUUCACCGCCAUUUUCUCCGCCAUUGUUGGUGGCAUGAGUUUGGGCCAGUCAUUUUCGAAUCUCGGUGCGUUCAGCAAAGGCAAAGCAGCUGGAUUCAAAUUAAUGGAAAUAAUUAAGCAAAAACCAACGAUAGUCCAAGAUGAUUUAGACUCCAAGUGUUUGACCGAAGUCAACGGGAAUAUCGAGUUCAAGAACGUAACUUUCAGCUACCCAUCGAGGCCUGAUGUCAUCAUCUUCAGAGACUUCUCCAUUUUCUUCCCCGCCGGAAAAACUGUGGCGGUAGUCGGCGGCAGCGGUUCCGGCAAAAGCACCGUUGUCUCCUUGAUAGAAAGAUUUUACGAUCCUAAUCAGGGGGAGAUUUUGCUCGACAAUGUGGACAUCAAAACGCUCCAGCUGAGGUGGCUGCGCAGUCAAAUGGGAUUGGUAAAUCAAGAACCCGCCCUCUUCGCCACAACGAUUCUCGAGAAUAUUCUUUACGGAAAACCGGACGCAACCAUGUCCGAAGUCGAAGCUGCCUCCUCUGCUGCUAAUGCUCACAGCUUCAUCACCUUGCUUCCUAAUGGAUACAACACCCAAGUCGGAGAACGUGGGGUACAGUUAUCUGGCGGCCAAAAGCAAAGAAUAGCUAUCGCGAGGGCAAUGCUAAAAGACCCGAAAAUUCUUCUUCUCGACGAAGCAACUAGUGCAUUAGAUGCAGGCUCGGAGAGCAUUGUGCAAGAGGCUUUGGACCGUUUGAUGAUUGGGAGAACUACAGUAGUGGUGGCCCACCGAUUAUCAACAAUAAGAAACGUCGACUCGAUUGCGGUUAUACAACAAGGGCAGGUUGUCGAAACCGGGACCCACGAAGAAUUAAUCGCCAAAGCCGCUGCUUAUGCUAAUCUAAUCAGAUUUCAAGAAAUGGUGGGGAACAGAGAUUUCUCGAACCCUUCGACUCGAAGAACAAGAUCUUCGAGGCUGAGUCAUUCUCUAUCCACGAAAUCACUCAGCCUCCGUUCUGGGAGUUUAAGGAACCUGAGCUAUUCUUACAGCACGGGUGCAGACGGUAGGAUAGAGAUGGUGUCCAAUGCCGAAACGGAGCGGAAAAAUCCAGCACCGUCCGGAUACUUCUGCAGGCUUCUUACACUGAAUGCGCCCGAGUGGCCUUAUUCGAUUAUGGGAGCUGUGGGGUCCGUUCUUUCCGGAUUCAUCGGCCCCACAUUUGCUAUUGUGAUGAGUAAUAUGAUUGAGGUUUUCUAUUACCAGAACCCUGCUGACAUGGAAAGGAAAACGAAGGAAUACGUCUUCAUAUAUAUCGGAGCGGGUAUUUAUGCCGUUAUCGCGUAUCUUAUUCAGCACUACUUCUUCAGUAUAAUGGGAGAGAAUCUCACUACAAGAGUUAGGAGAAUGAUGCUUGCAGCGAUUUUGAGGAAUGAAGUGGGGUGGUUCGACGAGGAGGAGAACAAUUCGAGCCUACUCGCAAACCGUUUAGCUACCGAUGCAGCGGACGUAAAAUCGGCUAUCGCAGAGAGGAUUUCGGUGAUAUUACAGAACAUGACUUCUCUACUCACUUCGUUCAUAGUUGCAUUCAUCGUUGAAUGGAGGGUUUCACUGCUCAUACUUGCUACAUUUCCUCUUCUUGUCCUAGCAAACUUUGCUCAGCAACUAUCUCUCAAAGGGUUCGCAGGAGACACCGCCAAAGCCCACGCAAAAACGAGCAUGAUCGCCGGAGAAGGAGUGAGCAACAUCCGAACUGUGGCGGCAUUCAGCGCGCAAGAAAAGAUUCUAUCUUUAUUCUCCAACGAGCUCCGUUUGCCGCAGAAGCAAAGCCUCCGCCGCAGCCAAUGCUCCGGCCUACUCUUCGGCCUCUCGCAGCUCGCUCUCUACGCCUCCGAAGCACUAAUCCUCUGGUACGGGUCCCACCUCGUUAGCAAAGGGGUCUCCACCUUCUCCAAGGUCAUCAAGGUCUUUGUCGUCCUAGUCAUCACCGCCAACUCCGUCGCGGAAACCGUCAGCCUCGCCCCGGAGAUCAUCCGGGGCGGCGAAGCGGUCGGGUCGGUUUUCUCGAUCCUGGAUAGGCCCACACGGAUCGACCCGGACGACACCGAGGCGGAGACCGUCGAGUCGAUCCGCGGCGAGAUCGAGCUACGCCACGUGGACUUUGCGUACCCGUCUCGUCCUGACGUGAUGGUGUUCAAGGACUUCAGUCUGAGAAUCCGGGCGGGCCAUAGCCAAGCCCUAGUCGGGGCAAGCGGGUCGGGUAAGAGCUCUGUAAUUGCAUUAAUAGAAAGAUUCUACGACCCGUUAUCCGGGAAAGUUAUGGUGGACGGGAAAGAUAUCCGGAGGCUAAACCUAAAAUCGCUCCGCCGGAGGAUCGGAUUGGUCCAACAGGAGCCGGCGCUCUUUGCCGCCAGUAUCUUCGAGAAUAUUGCAUACGGGAAAGACGGUGCCGCCACCGAGGCGGAGGUGAUCGAGGCAGCGCGGGCAGCGAACGUGCACACCUUCGUGAGCGGCUUGCCAGAGGGGUACAAAACCCCCGUAGGAGAGAGAGGGGUGCAGCUCUCCGGCGGGCAGAAGCAGAGGAUCGCGAUCGCACGGGCAGUACUAAAGGACCCGUCCAUUCUCUUGCUGGACGAGGCCACGAGCGCGCUCGAUGCAGAGUCGGAGUGCGUUCUGCAGGAGGCGCUCGAGCGCCUCAUGAGAGGGCGGACCACGGUGCUCGUGGCCCACCGCCUGUCGACCAUACGUGGGGUCCACAGCAUCGGCGUGGUUCAAGAUGGGCGGAUUGUCGAACAAGGCAGUCAUAAUGAGCUGAUUGGCCGGCCGGAAAGUGCUUAUUCGAAGCUGUUGCAACUACAGCACCACCGCAUAUGAAAAAAAGUGGUUAUUAACCUUUUUUUCUUUUUUCUUUUUUUUGGUUUGUUUUUUUUAAUGGUAUGAUGAUGAUGAUGGUGAUAGUUGUAGAUAUUUGGUAUGUGAAAAGACAACUUUAUCCCUAGUGACGAUUUUCUGCACUAAAAUUAAUGUUGUAAUAAUUAACUUUGAUGCAUGAUCUUCUGUUUCUCUUUUUUGUUGCUGAAUUAUGAAUUAUCCAUUGAUUUUCACAUCA
Messenger RNA from Erythranthe guttata (spotted monkey flower), 4321 nucleotides. It is a transcript of the gene ABCB19, whose product is annotated as ATP binding cassette subfamily B19. Gene Ontology annotation, molecular function: ATP binding; ATP hydrolysis activity; ABC-type oligopeptide transporter activity. Gene Ontology annotation, cellular component: mitochondrial inner membrane. The record is from RefSeq and is a predicted model, not a curated record. NCBI's taxonomy places the organism in Eukaryota, Viridiplantae, Streptophyta, Magnoliopsida, Lamiales, Phrymaceae. Gene Ontology annotation, biological process: oligopeptide export from mitochondrion.